GGCUGGAGAAAGACGGCUGGAGAUCCGAAGCGCACGACAUUUAUCGCAGAAUACUUGGUUUUAUCCAACAAACAAACGCUAUCAUGCAGCAGAGAGACAACAUUUUUCCUGGCAGGAAAACAGUGACCUUCCGUAGGGGUCCUCGGGGGUACCUCCUUCAGCAACCAAGUGAUACAGCAAAGCUCCUUAAGGACAACCCUUCGCUGCAGGACAAAUCUGCACCUCUGAGGGAGGACGCUGUGAGGGAGAAUGCCCUGACUGUUGUCCGUGUGAGGGGAGGGGAUACCUCAGACAAGACGGAGGUACUGGGAGAGUACAUCCUGCAGUUUGGGAAGUAUAUGGGGAAAUCCUUCCGGUGGCUUUUGGAGAAUGAUGUAGGGUACACCAUCUACCUCAUCCAACAUGUGGAAAAAGAAGAGGCUGCAGGAGUGUCAAUGACCCAGGGACACAACAAGGACAGCAUAUUGUCCUUUGUCAGAUAUGCCUGCAGCUUUCGCGACCUCACAUCCCUUGUGAGCUACCAGCCCCCCCCCCCCAAAGCAGCCUCAGAGGAUGAGCAGCUGGUGGGCUUUGGCGCUCGUUCGAAGAGCACCUGGCGGGAGGUGUGGGACAGCAGGGCUGACGGCUAUGCAGCCUUCAUCCUGAAGAGCAAGUGCUUUCCGGGGUCGCAGAUGCACAGGCUGCAGCAGUACCUCAUGAAGCACUCAACCUCCGUCCCUCCACUAGUUCAGAAGGCACCUGAACAAGCCACGAUGAUGGAUGACGAUGAAGAGCUGGAGAGAGCAAUGCUGAGCACUGAGGAACUAGAGUGUACUGCUGCUCCAUCAUCAUCGUCAUUGUCAGCUGAAGUGCGACCAUCCCCUGCCACACAAACAGCCAUCUUCUGGCCUUGUUCUGUGUUCCGGCCAUGUUCAGGCCAUGUCCAACUAAUACUGUGUCUGCAUGCUGGUGUUCCUACUAACAAAUAGGGUUCAUGAAUUGAUUUCCUCAACGUAGAGGCCCCCGCUGCCUUGCCGACAGUGAAGACACCUGUGCCCCUUCCUGCUGAGCUGCAGUUUAUGGUCAAAGAGCUAGAGAGGACUGUCUCUGCACCAGGUGUGUAUCACAGGCUGACUGACAUAUGCAGUUUCAUUUAAUGAACAAUGUCUAUACUGUUGCCCAUAUGAGUUCCUUCAAGGCUGUGCAGCGGUGGUAACAAAUAUGGUAAUUAUGUAAGUAUGUGAUGAUAAAGUAAAGAGUUUAUUGGCCUUAAUGGAACCAUACAUUUGUCUUUUCCGGAGCCCUCCCAUCCUCUGAGACCUCCUCUGCUCCUCACACACCUGAGCCACUGCCCACUGGUCCUUCUGUUGUGCCCCGACCGACACUCAGACCAACCCCCCAUACUACACCUGAGCAACCACACACAUUGUGAACAUCUGGGACGCUGAGGCGGGGGUUUAUGGGCAGAGAACACUCGGUCACCUGGUGAGGAAGGAAGACCCACCACUAGACUUUGGAACCUAUGAGGACGCAGGGGGAUGGAGUGGAGUCUCUGUCUCUGCCUACUACUUAGCUGACUGCCUCAUUGAUGAGUAUCGGCGCCAACAGCCAGCAAUCACAAAGCUCCUGCAGGGCACUUUCGGACAGGUCGUGCGCUCUGACCACACCAGGAAAGUGGCACGAAAAGUGACCCUGUCAUCAGGCACCAUGUCCAGUUAUGCCAUCAUGAACGAGAACUGGAUGAUCGCCUCCUGGGUCAUGGUGCAAUCAGAAACAGAGAAAUCGCUUACGCCUAUGUACCAGGGGUUAGCGAAGAGGUACGAUGAUGCUGGGGUGGAAAAGGCCAAGUACCACUGGGUAGACAGGGACUGCUGUGCGCCAUUCAGAAUCCCUGACCUUCAACACGGAGAGUGCCUUAACUGGGAUGCCUGGAAGACGACAGAGUCCAUCGUUGCCGAGGCCACAGUUGGUGCUCUGGAGAACACUUGUGCGUCUCGUACAGACUACAACCGCAACAUUGUGGUCAAGUUGGACCUGUUCCACUGUAUGAUGCUCUGAAGUGCACUCCCGAGUAAAGCGCCUCAUACAGUGAGUGCACUUCAGAGCAUCAUUCCCUCUACAGCACCUUCUGCCAACUCCUCUCCUCUGCCUUCUCUGUCGUGGAUCAGGAGGACCUACAGAAACUGACAGGUGCUUACCAGUUCUGUGGAAUUCAACCGCCAAAUCCCACAAAACAGCAUAUCAGAGAACACUGUAGAACCCUGAUCCCAGCACCAGCAGAACUAGUCAACAGAGUGGAGAAAGUUCUUCGACAUUUCCACCUGACCACAGACCCAAACAAUGUACCUCUCUUCAAACAUACCAUGCUGAAGACUUGGCGUAUCCAGAGGGUGCACAUUCUGCGUGGGUGCCUGAGUGACCCCCAGCUCCCUGGGGGAACCCUGUACAGGUAUGGGGGGACUCUGCAGCUGAACCACGUCCCUGGUGACGGUGCGAAAGUCCCCAUCUGGAUUCCUGUCAGGGGGACCUCACAGCAGGAGGGUUACCAUUUCCAUCAGUCCCAGUGGAUUACUGGGACUCAUGUGUCCUGUGAACUGUUCCAGGCUCAGGGCAUGACAGGGGUGGCAAGAUGGAACUACAAGCGGCUUCUGGACCUGAAGCAGCCAGAUGUGACCCUCCCGCCUGUUUUUGAUCCGUUGCUCAUAAUGGAGCUGAACUCUGCUUCAAAGAGAGUGACAGGAAAGGAGAAGUACCCUCUACUUUGCCUCUCUGAUAGGGACACAGGAGAGAGAUUUGGACUCGAGUACAUUGAGCCAGAGUGCCGCCCAGUUCCCCUAGACUGGAACAAACACAGGUCAAAAGGGAAGGAUGAUGUACCGGUUUCCAGUGCCUCCACCCCCUGGCCCGACACCAUCUGUAAACCUGGCCCCAUCCACUCCUGCACCUGUGGCCCAGCCACCCCAGCUUCACCCUGCUGGGAGCCGUAAUGUACAGCUGAUGUCCCAAGGAAGCAUGGAACAUCCAGCUAUAAUGGAAACUUCACCUCUGCCACUGAGGUCCUCCCCACAGAGUGCCCGCACUGGACCGAUUAAGACAGGUGGAAGAGUCUUUGUCUUGGACCACAAGCGCUGGCCGUCACCAAUGAAGGCAGCUAUAGACAGCCUCCUAAACACCUACCAUGGGCAGAAAGAGAUGGUAAAACUUGUGGACAAGGACUAUGCUGCCAUGGUCCAUCAAUCUGCCUCUGACCCAAAUAGUCUCCUUCACCCCACCACCAAACAUCACAUUACACUGUACACAAAACACCUGGCAAAACAACUGAACACCAGCUCUUCUCUGAACACCAGUCCAGAAAAACUAAUGGAGACACAGAAGCUGUGGCAAGACUUAACGGAGGGAAGUGAGACUGUCCAUGUCCCAGUUGUUGUGCUGCCACCAGCCACUGUCAAUCCGGUCGAUGUCAAAUGUGUGCCACCUGAAAAGCCAUUGGCAGAGGACAAAAUACAGCAAAUGCUACAGGACAUUCAGCAACAGCUACAGCGGCAGGAGCAGCAGGAGCUACAGCAGCAGGAGCAGCAACAAAAGCCACGGCAGACCAAAACGUGCCAUGCGUGUGGGCAGCCAGUGUCACGCUACCAAAAUGAUGGAUCAUCGGUCCAUCAUUUUUACCAACAAGGCCCUACACGCUACCACUACUGUUCCACAAAGGUCUUCCAGACAUACUCUGCAGAGGGCCUGACAGACCCCAAGAUGACCAUUGAAGCAUUUGCUCAGACUGCAUUCUUUCAGCGUGAGCUGCAGCUAACGAGGGACAGAGUGGAGGAAAAGGCUGCCAAGAGGAGAAAACUCAUGGAACCUGUGGCUCCUCAAACGCAGGGGCGAAUGUGCCGCUUCUGCCAUACGACGCUGAAGCAGAGCCCCCACGGCAAACACAUUCACACAGGGUUUCCUGGAGUGGCAGGCAAAUACAUUUACUGCCCUUCAAAGGUCUUUAACAUGUAUAAAUCAGAGGGUAUGCUUACAGAAAUGACAUGGAAGGAAUUCCAAGCAUCACCCUUUUAUGCCAUGGAAAAGAAGAAGUGGGCAGCGGAGAGAAAAAGAUAGAACAUGUUGAAUGAACAAUCCAGGAGUGUCUCCAUUGUGUUGUGUGCUUGUGUUGUGUGCACAAUGUUGUCAUGUUUCAUUUUUGAAGUAUAUAAAAAGUUAAACUUGAA
Molecule: messenger RNA, 4193 nt
Organism: Solea solea (common sole)
Lineage: Eukaryota; Metazoa; Chordata; Actinopteri; Pleuronectiformes; Soleidae
Exons: 10
Coding region: 84-968 (294 amino acids)
Source: RefSeq, a predicted model, not a curated record